Molecule: messenger RNA, 2192 nt
Organism: Sarcophilus harrisii (Tasmanian devil)
Lineage: Eukaryota; Metazoa; Chordata; Mammalia; Dasyuromorphia; Dasyuridae
Product: protein transport protein sec31-like
Exons: 2
Coding region: 356-1042 (228 amino acids)
Source: RefSeq, a predicted model, not a curated record
CCGCCCCCGCUACUACACCGGGGCCGCCGCCAAAGCCCGGACCGGAGCCCCGCCCGCCCAGGCUCAGGAGCGGCGCUUCGCGCUGGGCGGAGCCCCACGGAACAAGCCCCGCCUGCCGACGGACGAGCGACCGCGUGGACACGUGGCUGGGGGCGGGGCUGGACUUGGCUAGGGCGGCCCCGGCAUCCGCGCUCCACUUCCGCCUCCUAGCGCAGCCCCCUUCUUCGGCCCGGCCCGGCGUGCACCUCGGGGCCUAGGACCCAGCCAGUUGGCGUUUGCAAGGGGAGCCGCUCCGGGUCCCGCCUCGGAUAGGAAGGUUGAGGGCUGACGCUCACGCGAGCGCCAUGUGGGUCCUAUGAAGGAAGAGAAACCGGAGGAAGAAGAGGAAGAAGACCUAAAAUCCCUCAAGAGCCGCGCCCCCCCCUCCAACCAGCACGUGGCUCCACUCCCUUCGCCCCCCAAGUCUUUUGCAAUUCCCGCGGUGCCCCGCCCCUGGGCGGAACCUGCAGGAGGAAGCUCCGGGAGAGAAGGCGGGGAAGAAUGGAGCAGCGAUCCUCUCCCAGAUUUUGCAGCCGAUCCUCCCCCCGCAGUGCGUUCGCAUUUCAUUAGUAGACGUCACCGGGCCUCGGGCCAAUGGGCGGGCAGGACAACACGGCAUGGAGCAGCUCCACAUGGACACCCCGCACCGUCGGCCGCCCGUUUAAAGGGCCAGUGCCAACCAGAGUCGACGAGCGGCUGCGGGCUCCCCGUGAUCGCACCCUGUUCCCCGGUGUCUCCUCCAGAGCUGCGGGCAAAGGACAGCUCAGGACCGAUCAGCGCCCCAAUCCCAAACUGCACCCCCUUUGGCCAUCCAUUCAGUGCGGGUGUCCGAACGCCUAAGACCCGGUACCAGGAACAGCUCCCGGUCUGGGAGGAGAUCGCCCCCCCCCCCCAAACCCAAAAAGCAGGCCACAUGACCGCCGAAAGAACUGGGCAAGCCAGUCCCGGGCCCGUCCCCAACCGCUGGGCCCGCAGCUGCUUGGGGGAAGAGGCAGAGUUUUAGAUCCAGAAUCUCGGCGGUCAGCUCCCCUAAGGCAGGGGCUGUGUGGCCUUCCUCUUGUGUACACACACACACACAAAGACACUCUCUCUCUCUUCUCCCCUCCCCCAAAGGCACACCUAAUGCUCCCAGACUCGGCCGGGCCAAGGUACUGUUCUCUGAGCUCCUUUCCUCCUCUUAUCCAACUCCCUGGUGGAGGUGAAAGUCCAGUGAGCCAGGCAGUUUGCCCCCCUAACUUGAAUACAAAUGUAAUGCGUUUCUGAUGCUGUCACAGACUAAACUAUAAUCGCCACAGUUCUUGUAUCUUUAAGAUUCUCAAAUUGCUCUCCUUACAUUGAAACUGGAGGGUUAAUUCAAGUAUUAUAUCCAGUUAUAGAAGUAAACUGAAAAUCGUGGUCAUCCAUGAAAAAAGCUCGAGUCCGAAUCUGAGUCUCUUUCACACUCUGUUGUCUCAUCAUUGCAGCUACAGGAUUCUGAUUAACUUGGGUAGAAAUGACAUCUUAAGUGGUUGGAUGGUCAUUCUCGGAGGGGAGAGUCUCCCUCUCCCUGAGAGGGGCAGUCCCAUAUCACUGACACCUCUUCUCCUAAAAUGAGCCCCCUGCAGUUUGCCUGGAGAGCAGGACUUGGCACAUCCUGAAGCCUCAGAGGACAUUUUAUGAUUCUGGACACCAAGGCUGUGGGCAGCAGGAAAAGAAAAGGGGUAAGGGAGAUCCUUAGAAAAUGCCGUGGUUCAAAACAGAAUGCUCCACAGAAGUGACCCGAGGCUUAGUUCUGCUUGGGACCCGUGUGCUGCCUUCAACCUAGAGGCCACAGGCAGUGCUUUCCAGCCUGCUCCUUGGAGGGGCACAAGAUCACAUGCUGAACCUGGCCUCUGCUCGCUCCCUCUCACAGGCGAGGCAGGCUGAGAAUCCCACCCAGCAAGAACACAUUUUUGGACUUUACUUUGGGGAACUUCCCCAUUUUGCCCCAGGAAACUGAAGUUCUGGUCACUAAGUGGUUUCUCCCGUCACGCAGCUCAUGUCGGCAGGGGGGAUCUGCUGGCCAAACAACUUCUCAAGAGAUACCACCAAAAAUAAAGUAGGAUUCUGAGCUGAUCUCAAAAGUGAGGUCAAAAGAGGAUUUGGCUUCUCUCUUGCCUCCAGUAACCCAUCUG